Molecule: messenger RNA, 852 nt
Organism: Paramecium sonneborni
Lineage: Eukaryota; Ciliophora; Oligohymenophorea; Peniculida; Parameciidae
Source: the annotation of a GenBank genome assembly
AUGUUUGAAGCCAAGUUUAAGAAUGGAUUAUUAUUCAAAAGAUUGAUUGAUGUAUUUAAGGAAAUGGUCAUAAGUGCAAAUUUAGAAUGUGAUGAAACUGGAAUUUUAUUAUAAGUAGUUGAUAAAUAAUUAUAAAAGGGUAUGGAUAUUAAAUAUAGUUGUAUGUUAACACUUAGAAUAAGUUUAAAUGGAUUUUUAAAAUAUAUAUGUGACAAAUAAAUUAAAAUAAGGUUGAAAAUUUAAAAUUUUUAAACUAUUCUUAAAUGUUCUGAAAAUGAAGAUUAAAUUACACUAAAAUCAUAAUAUGAAGAUCCAAAAACAUUAUCUAUUAUAUUUGAAUCAAAAAGUAUAAGAAAAAUAUUAGAUUAGAAAGAAUAAGUGAAUUUUAGUUGAAUUUGCUCAAUAAUGAUGAAGAAUAAUUCGGAAUACCAUUUUUUGAGCAUAAUUCAAUAAUAAAAAUGCCAUCAAUAGAAUUCAUUAAAAUUUGUCGAGAAUUAGCUAAUAUUAAUGAAUACAUAAAUAUUGAAACAGAAUAAGAUAAAAUAAAGUUUAGUGUUAAAGGGGAAAUUAUUUUAGGUCAUAUAUAAAUGAAUACUUUUUAUUCAUUUAGACCAGAAGAGAGAGUAAUAUGUGAAGUUAUAGAACCAGUCAAUUUAAUGUUUGAAGUAAAGUAUAUUUAUAUAUAUUGUUAAUAAUAGAUUUUUGAAUUAGUUUAAUGUAGCAUCUACAUUAUUCAAUUCCAUUACAUUGUUAUUGUCUUAAGAUCUACCAUUAGUCGUUGAGCAUUUAAUAGAAGAUAUUGCAAUACUUAGGUUGUAUUUAGCCCCUAAAAUAAUUGAGGAAUAAGUAUGA